CGUGCAUGAUCUAACAUUACUGUCUGUCACAAGCGAUCUGUAACUGACCAGUGAUCGGAUCAUAAUAUACUGCAGAUCGGACAUAAUGGCUACAAUGCUAAGCAAAGAAGUGCAGGAUAUCGAGAACAUUCUUGCCUUGAACCCGAGGGUGAAGACCCACGCGGAUCUCCAUUCCACCGCCUCAAAGAAGAAGGAAAAGAAGUACUGGAAGAGAAACCCAGAGAGCAGUUGCAAUUCUUGCAUGGAUUUGGAGAACAACUUUGAUGACAUCAAGCACACGACUUUGAGCGAGCGUGGGGCACUUCGGGAAGCGCUGAGAUGUCUGAAAUGUGCAGAUGCUCCUUGUCAGAAAAGCUGUCCUACCAAUUUGGACAUCAAAUCCUUCAUCACCAGCAUUUCCAACAAGAACUACUAUGGUGCUGCAAAGGCAAUCCUUUCAGACAAUCCUCUGGGUUUGACCUGUGGCAUGGUGUGUCCCACCUCUGAUCUGUGUGUAGGGGGCUGUAACCUCUAUGCCUCUGAGGAAGGACCCAUCAAUAUUGGUGGUCUCCAGCAGUUUGCUACUGAGGUCUUCAGUAUGAUGGGCAUUCCUCAGAUCAGGAAUCCAGAUUUACCUCCAGCAGAAAAGAUGCCAGAGAGCUACCACACAAAGAUCGCUCUUAUCGGCUGCGGUCCUGCUAGCAUAAGCUGUGCGUCCUUCCUGGCGAGACUGGGCUACGACAAUAUCACCAUCUUUGAGAAAAAGGCGUACAUUGGUGGCCUCAGCACUUCUGAAAUCCCUCAGUUCCGUUUGCCCUAUGAAGUGGUGCAGUUUGAGAUCGAUCUGAUGAAAGAUCUUGGCGUGAAGGUUGUUCUUGAGAAGGGACUCGGGCAAAAAGGGAUGACUGUGACCUCAUUGAAGGAGGAAGGCUUCCAGGUGGUCUUCAUUGGCAUUGGUCUUCCGCAGGCAAACAGGGACAAGAUCUUUGAGGGGUUGACUGUGGAACAGGGAUUCUUCACAUCAAAGGAUUUCCUUCCUUUGGUUGCAAAGGCCAGUAAAAUUGGCAUGUGUAAUUGCCGUCACCAGCUGCCAAAGCUACAUGGGAAUGUGAUAGUUUUGGGGGCAGGAGACACAGCAUUUGACUGCGCCACCUCUGCUCUCCGUUGUGGAGCUCGACGAGUCUUUGUGGUCUUUAGAAAGGGCUUUACCAACAUCCGCGCUGUUCCAGAAGAGAUGGAAGUGGCUAGAGAGGAAAAGUGCGAGUUCCUGCCCUUCCUUUGCCCCCGUAAGGUAAUCAUGAAAAAUGGGCACGUGGUGGGCCUGCGGUUCUGCCGCACUGAACAGCAAGACAACGGCACCUGGAUUGAGGAUGAAGAGCAGAUCGUCCACCUCAAAGCCGACUUCAUCAUCAGCGCCUUUGGCUCUUUGCUUCAGGAUCCUGUAGUUAAAAAUGCCAUGAAACCUGUCAAGCUGAAUGAAUGGGGGACACCUAAGGUGAACACCGAAACCAUGCAGACCAGCGAACCCUGGGUGUUUGCCGGCGGAGACAUCGCCGGCUUGGCCAACACCACCGUGGAGUCUGUCAAUGAUGGCAAACAAGCUUCCUGGCACAUCCACAAGUACAUCCAGUCUCUUCAUGGUAACACAGUAAGCACCACUCCCAAACUGCCUCUGUUCCACUGCGCCAUCGAUGCCGUAGACAUCAGCGUUGAGAUGUGCAAGAUUAAGUUCCCUAACCCGUUUGGGCUGGCCAGCGCUCCCCCCACAACCAGCGCAGCCAUGAUUCGCAGAGCCUUCGAGCAGGGCUGGGGCUUCGCCCUCACCAAGACUUUUGGACUGGACAAGGAUUUGGUGACCAACGUGUCACCGAGAAUUGUGCGUGGGACCACCUCAGGUCACGUUUUCGGCCCCGGCCAGGGCUCCUUCCUGAACAUCGAGCUAAUUAGCGAGAAAACAGCCGCCUACUGGUGCAAAAGCAUGGUUGAACUCAAAGCCGACUUCCCCAAAAAUAUUAUCAUUGCCAGUAUUAUGGCUGGGUACAGCAAAGCUGAUUGGACUGAGCUGGUAAAGAUGGCUGAGGAAUCCAAAGCUGACGCUCUUGAACUGAACUUGUCUUGCCCUCAUGGUAUGGGAGAGAGAGGUAUGGGACUGGCAUGUGGACAGGACACUGAGCUGGUGCGGAACAUCUGCCGCUGGGUCCGAGAGGCCACCUCCAUCCCCUUCUUUGCCAAGCUCACGCCCAAUGUCACCAACAUUGUUGAUAUCGCCAGAGCCGCACAGGAGGGAGGAGCAAAUGGAGUCACAGCCACCAACACUGUUUCUGGACUGAUGGGUCUCAAAGCAGAUGCCACACCCUGGCCUGGGGUCGGCAGGGGUGCGAGGACUACAUACGGCGGUAUAUCUGGCAAUGCAAUCCGACCGAUUGCUCUGCGUGCUGUGUCCGCAAUAGCCAAAGCUCUUCCUGGGUUCCCUAUCCUGGCGACUGGUGGCAUUGACUCAGCAGAGUCUGGAUUACAGUUCCUGCAUGCUGGAGCAUCCGUCCUACAGGUUUGCAGCGCUAUACAGAACCAGGACUUCACGUUGAUUGAAGACUACUGUUUAGGCCUAAAGGCACUGCUGUAUCUGAAGAGCAUAGAAGAGCUGUGCGAUUGGGAUGGCCAAUCUCCUCCCACCGUACGCCACCAGAAGGGCAAACCUGUUCCCCGUGUGGAGGAGCUUGUUGGAAAGUGCUUGCCCAGCUUUGGGCCAUAUUUAGAGAAGAAGACUCAAGCCAUAGCAACGUGCAAGAAAAACAACAUCCAAGACAUCUAUGAUGUGUCCACGGCUGAUAAUCCUGUUAGAGUUAACAUCCCCAAAAAACCCAUUCCUAGUGUGCAGGAUGUGAUUGCCAGAGCGCUGAAGUAUAUUGGUGCGUACGAAGAGCUGGACAACCAGGAUCAAGUGCAGGCCCUCAUUGAUCCAGAGAUGUGUAUCAACUGUGGAAAAUGCUACAUGACCUGCAACGACUCUGGCUACCAGGCUAUUAAGUUUGACCCUGAGACCCAUCUUCCUGUAAUCAUGGACAGCUGCACCGGCUGUACUCUGUGCCUGAGCGUGUGCCCCAUCAUCGACUGCAUCAAAAUGGUUACCAGGACAACGCCGUACGUGCCCAAGAGGGGCCUGCCUGUUAAUUCCGUUUGCUAAAGCACACUGUCGCUCCACCUGACCGGAGAGAAAAGAAAGCCAUGGGCCGACGUCUCAUUCAGAGCAUUCGAUUGCGCUCGUAAUUGCUGUGUGAAAAAUUACCUUUAUUAUGAAAACGAAUAAUUAGCCGGCAGAAAUAAUUGCUUUAUAUUCCCAAACCGGUUAUGCUAGAAUAAUUGUGCUGGCGCGGAAAGAGUUGCAUUAUUUCAAAACAACAGAGUGCAAUGUUGAUCCGUCUUUUUCUCUCUCCAAAGAUACAGCAACCAAAAUCUAAAUGGAUCGAUUGGGAAUAAUGAUUAAGUGCUUGAUAUAAAUAGCAAUAAAUAGAUUAUAUUCCUCGAAGUAUAGUAAUUGACAAUAUUGAAGUUAUCAUUUUCACUAUAGUACUUGUACUUUCCUUUCUGUGACUAAAAAUUGGGAAAUUAAAGUGUAAUAAUUUAAAGGCAUAGUCAAAUCCAGAUCAUUUACUCACCACCAUGUCAUCCAAAAUGUUGAUGUCUUUCUUUGUUCAGUCGAGAAG
This is a messenger RNA of Misgurnus anguillicaudatus (oriental weatherfish), 3683 nucleotides long. The record is from RefSeq and is a predicted model, not a curated record. NCBI's taxonomy places the organism in Eukaryota, Metazoa, Chordata, Actinopteri, Cypriniformes, Cobitidae.